AUGUCGACCGAAGUAGUAGUUGGGAUCAUUGCUCUGCUCAUAGCCGCGUUGGAUACAGCCAUCGCCCUCUGGGAGUGUAUAAGCAACCAUGAACAGGUCGUUACUCAAGAAUCACACGCCAAUGGAAGUAGUGAUACGGAUGAUAUCAGACUCAGCGGUCAAGUUGUUCUCCCUGCCAUUUCCAACAUCGGCAGCGCAGAGAGGGAGGCCCUCACAUACCGCAAACCCUCUUAA
Messenger RNA from Diaporthe citri, 234 nucleotides. RefSeq lists its product as uncharacterized. The transcript is spliced from 3 exons. The record is from RefSeq and is a predicted model, not a curated record. NCBI's taxonomy places the organism in Eukaryota, Fungi, Ascomycota, Sordariomycetes, Diaporthales, Diaporthaceae. Bases 1 to 234 code for a protein of 77 amino acids.